AUGGAUGAAUAUUUGAUUUCUACAAUUAACAAGCUGCAAGAUGCUUUGGCUCCAUUAGGUGGUGGUUCUCAAUCACCAAUUGAUUUGCCACAAAUUACUGUUGUCGGUUCCCAAUCUUCUGGUAAGUCUUCGGUUUUGGAAAAUAUUGUCGGUAGAGAUUUCUUACCAAGAGGUACCGGUAUUGUCACCAGAAGACCAUUGGUUUUACAACUGAUUAAUAGAAGAGCCGCUAACGAUGAUUCAAGUUCAAAUGAUAACGUUAAAUCUACCACCAACGAACUACUUGAUUUAGAUUUAGAUGAUAAAAAAGCAAAAGCAUAUGAAAAAAAUAAUAAUUCGAAUGCAGUAAAAGGACAAGCUGAGGAUAAUCAAGAUGAAUGGGGUGAAUUUUUACAUUUACCAGAUAGAAAAUUCUUCAAUUUUGAAGAAAUUAGACAAGAAAUUGUCAGAGAAACUGAUAAAGUUACAGGUGGUAAUCUUGGUAUUUCUUCGGUACCAAUCAAUUUAAGAAUUUAUUCUCCUCACGUUUUGACUUUAACUUUAGUUGAUUUGCCAGGUUUAACUAAAGUUCCAGUUGGUGACCAACCUCCUGAUAUUGAAAGACAAAUCAAAGAUAUGUUAUUAAAAUAUAUUUCUAAACCAAAUGCAAUUAUUUUAUCAGUUAAUGCUGCUAAUACAGAUUUGGCAAAUAGUGAUGGUUUGAAAUUAGCUAGAGAAGUCGAUCCAGAAGGUACAAGAACCAUUGGUGUCUUGACUAAAGUCGACUUAAUGGACCAAGGUACUGAUGUCAUCGACAUCUUGGCUGGUAGAGUCAUUCCAUUGAGAUAUGGUUAUAUUCCAGUUAUAAACAGAGGUCAAAAAGAUAUCGAACAUAAAAAAACUAUUAGAGCAGCAUUGGAUGAUGAAAGAAAAUUCUUCGAAGGUCAUUCUUCUUAUUCCUCAAAAGCGCAAUAUUGUGGUACUCCAUAUUUAGCUAAAAAAUUGAAUUCCAUUUUAUUACAUCAUAUUAGACAAACUUUACCUGAAAUUAAGGCUAAAAUUGAAGCUACUUUAAAGAAAUAUCAAUCUGAAUUAUUUAAUUUAGGUCCUGAGACGAUGGACUCUUCUAAUUCUAUUGUAUUGAGUAUGAUUACUGAUUUUUCAAAUGAAUAUGCUGGUAUCUUAGAUGGUGAAGCCAAAGAGAUGUCUUCAAAUGAAUUAUCUGGUGGUGCCAGAGUUUCUUUUGUUUUCCAUGAAGUUUUCAAAAAUGGUAUUGAUUCUUUAGAUCCAUUUGAUCAAAUUAAGGAUUCCGAUAUUAGAACUAUUAUGUAUAAUUCAUCGGGUUCUGCUCCUUCUCUAUUUGUUGGUACUGAAGCUUUCGAAGUUUUAGUUAAACAGCAGAUUAAAAGAUUCGAAGAACCUUCUUUGAAAUUAAUCUCAUUGGUGUUCGAUGAAUUAGUCCGUAUGUUAAAGCAAAUUAUCAAACAACCAAAAUAUUCUAGAUAUCCAGCCUUAAGAGAAGCCAUUUCAAACCAAUUCAUUGAAUACCUAAAAGAAGCUAUAAUCCCAACAAAUGAGUUUGUUGUGGAUAUCAUUAAAGCGGAAGAAACAUAUAUUAACACCGCACAUCCUGAUUUAUUAAAAGGUUCACAAGCUAUGGCUAUGGUCGACGAAAAACUUCAUCCACGUCAAGUUGCUGUUGACCCAAAAACAGGUAAACCAUUACCAAACAGUGCUGCAGUUCCUGCUACUCCUGCUGUUCCAUCACCUGAAGAAAAAUCUGGCUUCUUUGGUGGUUUCUUCUCAUCUAAAAACAAAAAGAAGUUGGCUUCAUUAGAGUCUCCACCUCCAGUUUUAAAGGCUACAGGUCAAAUGACUGAUAGAGAAACAAUGGAAACUGAAGUUAUUAAGUUAUUGAUUAGCAGUUAUUUCAACAUCGUCAAGAGAACUGUCGCUGAUGUUAUUCCAAAAGCUUUAAUGUUAAAAUUAAUUGUAAAGAGUAGAACAGAUAUCCAAAAAGUUCUAUUGGAAAAAUUAUAUAAUGAAAGAAAUAUUGAAGAAUUAACCAAGGAAAACGAUGGUACUAUACAAAGAAGAUUAGAAUGUAAGAAGAUGGUUGAUAUUUUAAGACAUGCCAGUGAAAUUGUCUCAUCUGUUUGA
Molecule: messenger RNA, 2139 nt
Organism: Tetrapisispora phaffii CBS 4417
Lineage: Eukaryota; Fungi; Ascomycota; Saccharomycetes; Saccharomycetales; Saccharomycetaceae
Gene: VPS1
Product: dynamin-like GTPase VPS1
Exons: 1
Coding region: 1-2139 (712 amino acids)
Biological process (GO): peroxisome organization
Cellular component (GO): microtubule; peroxisome; membrane
Molecular function (GO): microtubule binding; GTP binding; GTPase activity
Source: RefSeq, a predicted model, not a curated record